Molecule: messenger RNA, 3134 nt
Organism: Oncorhynchus gorbuscha (pink salmon)
Lineage: Eukaryota; Metazoa; Chordata; Actinopteri; Salmoniformes; Salmonidae
Gene: cabp2b
Product: calcium binding protein 2b
Exons: 6
Coding region: 391-885 (164 amino acids)
Molecular function (GO): calcium ion binding
Source: RefSeq, a predicted model, not a curated record
GGGAUUAAAAGACGGGGUAAAAUUGAGGGUAGGAGAGAGAGAGACAGAGUAAUUCACACAUGGACAAAAUGUCAUGCAGCUCUUUUCUGUACAGACAUAGAAGUGGGCUAGGUUUAUGUUUGUUUAUAGGCAACCGUAGUCACACAAAAAAAGAAAAACACACAUCAGGAGUUUCAUCUCUGAUAUGAACAUCACUCUUCAGACCACAAUGGGUGAUAGGAUGCCCUGGAGCCCACCUCAGAGCUCCAACGUUGGGUGGGACCUUUAAAACUCCACCGACAGGGGUGGAGCGAGAGAGCUAGACAGAAAAUAGAGCAAGAAGGAAAACAGAAGCGAGAGGGAGGGACGAGAGAGGGAGGAUAGAGUGUUACUUCACUUCGAGGAUAGGGGAUGGGGAAUUGUACCAAGCCAUCCAUGAAAAACAAAACGAAAAAGGACAGGGACCUACGACCCGAGGAGAUUGAAGAGCUCCGCGAGGCGUUUCUGGAGUUUGAUAAGAAGAAGAAUGGCUACAUCAGCUACAAGGACCUAGGAGAGUGCAUGAGGACCAUGGGCUACAUGCCCACAGAGAUGGAGCUCAUCGAGCUUGGCCAGUCCAUCUGUGGGGGAAAACUAGACUUUGAGGACUUUGUGGAGCUGAUGGGCCCAAAGAUGCUGGCAGAGACAGCAGAUAUGAUCGGAGUGAAAGAACUGCGAGACGCAUUCAAGGAGUUCGAUACUAACGGUGAUGGUCAGAUCAGUAUAAUGGAGCUUAGGGAGGCCAUGAAGAAACUGAUGGGAGAACAGCUGACAAACAGAGAGAUUGAUGAGAUCCUCCGGGAUGUGGACCUCAACGGGGAUGGACUGGUCAACUUUGAGGAAUUUGUUCGAAUGAUGUCACGCUGAGAUGAACAGACGGAGUCGUUGUGCAACAACUGGAAAAGGGACCACUGCAUUUGUAGUGAACAUUCUUGCACCAUGCUAGUGACUGAGCAUCGAUUCUAAAACGUUAUUUCUGUUAAGCAGCACUUAUAACGUUCAUUUUGUUAAGCAGCACUUAUAACGUUCUUUUUGUUAAGCAGCACUUAUAACGUUCUUUUUGUUAAGCAGCACUUAUAACGUUAUUUUUGUUAAGCAGCACUUAUAACGUUCUUUUUGUUAAGCAGCACUUAUAACGUUCUUUUUGUUAAGCAGCACUUGUAACGUUCUUUUUGUUAAGCAGCACUUAUAACGUUCUUUUUGUUAAGCAGCACUUAUAACGUUCUUUUUGUUAAGCAGCACUUGUAACGUUCUUUUUGUUAAGCAGCACUUAUAACGUUCUUUUUGUUAAGCAGCACUUAUAACGUUCAUUUUGUUAAGCAGCACUUAUAACGUUCAUUUUGUUAAGCAGCACUUAUAACGUUCAUUUUGUUAAGCAGCACUUGUAACGUUCUUUUUGUUAAGCAGCACUUAUAACGUUCAUUUUGUUAAGCAGCACUUAUAACGUUCAUUUUGUUAAGCAGCACUUAUAACAUUCAUUUUGUUAAGCAGCACUUAUAACGUUCAUUUUGUUAAGCAGCACUUACAGUAAAUUGAGUGAAAUCCUGAGGUAGUUCUACAAAUCUUAUAACUCAAGAUGUGACAAACGUGCAUGACGGUGACAGGGUUCAGAUAUUACGUCAUUGUUUCAGCACGAUCCAGUCGGUAGUGGUUUGUGGGUAAAAUCACCGGGGAAGCCAAGCCAGGGGUGAAAAAGUCAAAUUACAGCCUAUGUUUUGUGAUAAUUGCGUUGGUUGCUCAAUAACCUGUUAGUUAUAUGCCUUCCCACCAUGAUAUAUAGGCAGAGACAAUAUAGGCCGAAGGCGGAGUCCACAAAGCAUAUUGCAUGUAACAAACAGUUACGUGACCUACACCAGGGUCAAGCAAGUUAAUGUUUCCCACAUGCUCGGACCACUAAACAACUAUUGGUUUAGAACCACAGACAGUUACUGCAAGUUGAAGAGAAAACAGGAGCUGCCUCCACUAUUUCACCACCAUUUCAGAUUCAUCAAAUCACCUCGGCUUAGUUUAAUACAGUGACAACUAAAAGAUUUCUAAAAGAUGUCAAAAAACAAGAUUUCAAAAACAAGAAACGCCAAUGACAUCCUCCUCUCUAUCAUGUCGCCUAAACGCUCUAUGACUCUGUCAUACAGUACACGCUUUUAGGUUUUGUUGUCCUCGGCUACCUGGCUAAAAGUCUUGCUCGCUAGCCUAACUUCCGUUCAUAGGUAACUAGUUAACGUUGGCCUACUACAUCUAGCUACAUAUUGAACUUCCUAUCAGACCAGACGCACAAUGUAUGAAUUUAUGGUUGGAACUGGAUCACUGUUAUAAUCAUUUUUUGGUACACCAGGACCAUUCACAGUUGAGCUCGUUUAUCUCAACGCUGAUUGGUUAUAAUUUCUUUUAAACAUGUAUCAAGGGAGGCCAAAUGCUUGCUGGCUUCCCUUGCGUUCAAUGCUACAGGCGGCAACAAUGUCAUACUCUUUUUGGACCAGACAGCAUCAGCUGGGCUACACCUACUAAGAAAGAGGGGCGCUGUUUCACUCUCUCAGAUGCUUUCGUGAGAUUCAUUCAGCCUCUUCCGAAAUUGAAGGAAAAUUCUGAAACACAGAGAGACAAAAGAGGUCAAAUGUUUAUUGGUAAGUGUUUUGGGGAAGCCUGGCUUCCCUUGGCAUCCAUGAGUACACACCACUCUGUCAACUGAGGUUUUUUUUAACUACCGCGCUUGAUAUGGUUCAAUUAAUCAAUAAAUCAGCACAAAUUUUCGGUUUUUCAAAUUGCCGAUGUUUUGAUGCUAGGAUUGAGAUCAUGCAUAGUAUGCUCUGCUCACAACAAAAAUGACAGAGAGCAAUGUACAAUACGGCAAAAUGUAGCAAAAUGAGGAACGUGUGGUACUGUAAGUGCAUGGGGGCCGCCAUCUUUAUACACCUCCGCUAUAGGAAUGAACAUUGUUCUGUUGUAACAUAUCAAAAUCCUAACGCAUGGCUGUCAUUAUUAUGUCUUAUCUUUUAACAGUUAAUUUUUUUUAGAAGUGAACAUUUUUACUCUGUUUGUAUGUGUGUUCAAGGGUUUAAACCUUGUUUGUAAAAUGUGAUGGGUUUUUUUUCAAAUAAAAAAAUACUCUGUGUGGUUUA